Molecule: messenger RNA, 1644 nt
Organism: Anopheles maculipalpis
Lineage: Eukaryota; Metazoa; Arthropoda; Insecta; Diptera; Culicidae
Product: probable 4-coumarate--CoA ligase 3
Exons: 2
Coding region: 28-1644 (538 amino acids)
Biological process (GO): fatty-acyl-CoA biosynthetic process; long-chain fatty acid metabolic process
Molecular function (GO): long-chain fatty acid-CoA ligase activity
Source: RefSeq, a predicted model, not a curated record
CGAACCUACUGGAAGUCGCGAGUAAAGAUGGCGUUGUGUACGUACGAUGAACGGAGCCGCACGUGGUACGGCGUACAAACGGUGCCGAUCUACAAUCCGAAGGCGAACGUUGGUGAAGUCCUCAACCAUAUCCUUCUUCGCACACCCGAACGGAUUAUCCAGAUCGAUAUGGAUGAGGACGAGCGGAUGAAUUGUGCCGAGUUUAGGGCGCGAAUGAUCCGCUUUGUGCAGAACUUAACGGAUGCCGGUUUGCGCAAGGGUGACAUUGUGGCGAUGGCCAACGCAAACAGCGUAAAUGUGGCUCCCCUCGCCUGUGCGCUGAUGACGAUCGGUGUUGCCUUCAACCCUUUAGCGCCAGGAUUCAACGCGGACGAUAUGGCACACAUGUUGCGUUUGACCGAACCGAAGAUGGUAUUCUGCGACGAUAGCAAUGUGGAGGUAGUGAGCAGUGCCAUCCGCCGUGUGUUCGAUGCCGAUCGUCCGCUGUAUGUGUUUGAGAGUUCGCGCAGUAACGUGAAACAUGCGGAAGAUCUGCUGCAAGCAACUGGCCGAGAGGAACAAUUUGUACCACCACAUCUGGGCGAUUCGCACGAGCUCCUGUCGAUGAUACUCUGCUCGUCGGGCACCACCGGAGCACCGAAGGGUGUUUGCGUGACGCACGCACAGACGAUCGCUGCGAUCGGUUCCUUCCCGUUGGCGAAACCGAUGACGGUUUUCAACUUCAGUCCGCUCUACUGGGGCACCGGCAUUUACAUGAUGCUCAGCACAUUCUCCGGUACCUCAACGCGGCUCAUCACGCGCAGUCCAUUCUCGGAGGAAAAGUUCUUCGAGGCGGUGGAGAAGUAUCGGGCUAGCUUCGUCUUCAUGCCACCGUCGUACGCCAACCAGAUUGCGCGCCAUGAGCGUGUGGCACAGGUGGACUUUUCCAGCCUGCGAAUGCUAUCGUUGGGUGGAAGUUACGUGUCGGAUGGAUUGCGCGAUCGGCUCGAUCGGCUGCUGCCAAACGGACGGACGUACAAUUCCGUUGGCACGUCGGAGAUUGGAUGGGUGUCGGGUGAUUUCGGAAAACGGAAGCCUGGCUCAGUAGGAACGCCGGCAGUUAACAUUGCGAUAAAGAUUGUGGACGAGGAAGGUAACGAUCUGGGCGUUGGCGAGAAGGGACAGGUGCUGAUAAAAGGUGCCGAACCGUUCAUUGGGUACUACAAGAAUGAAGAAGCCACACGGGCGACAAUUGAAGCACGGGGUUACACGCGUUCCGGAGAUAUAGGAUACUUUGAUGAGGAAGGAUAUCUGUACCUGGUCGAUCGCGAAAAGGACAUAUUGAAAUAUCGCGCGUUUCAGAUCUCUCCGAGCGAGCUGGAAGCGAUCAUUGCCCAGAUUGAGGGCGUGUUGGAAGUUUGUGUUGUUGGUAUACCGGCGGACGCUGACCGAACGACCGAACUUCCCACAGCUGUUAUCGUACCCGUGGCGGGAAGUUCGGUCAGCGCUAACCAGGUGACGGAGAUUGUUGAUGGGAAGGUGUCCGACUUUAAACGACUCCGAGGUGGAGUUUAUUUUGUGGACUGCUUGCCGAAAACGCAAACUGGAAAAAUCUUGCGUCGUAAGGUGUUGGAGAUGGUGCUGGAACUGGCGGAUAUUAAAUAA